AGUGAAAAUGGUUGAGAAAACAAGGGGAAGAAAGGAAGAGGUGGUGACUAGAGAAUACACGAUCAACCUUCACAAGCGACUCCAUAGCUGCACAUUCAAGAAGAAGGCUCCCAAGGCAAUAAAGGAGAUCCGGAAAUUUGCAGAAAAAGCCAUGGGGACAAAGGACGUAAUAGUUGAUGUGAAGCUGAACAAGCUCUUAUGGAGAGGAGGGAUCCGAAGUGUCCCGAGAAGGGUUAGGGUUCGCGUUGCUCGAAAAAGAAAUGAUGAUGAAGAUGCAAAGGAAGAACUCUACUCUCUGGUAACUGUUGCUGAGAUCCCUGCCGAAGGACUGAAAGGUUUGGGCACCAAGUAA
This is a messenger RNA of Hibiscus syriacus, 352 nucleotides long. Its product is annotated as 60S ribosomal protein L31-like. The transcript has 2 exons. NCBI's taxonomy places the organism in Eukaryota, Viridiplantae, Streptophyta, Magnoliopsida, Malvales, Malvaceae. The coding region runs from base 8 to 352 and encodes 114 amino acids. Gene Ontology annotation, cellular component: ribosome; cytosolic large ribosomal subunit. Gene Ontology annotation, molecular function: structural constituent of ribosome. The record is from RefSeq and is a predicted model, not a curated record. Gene Ontology annotation, biological process: cytoplasmic translation.